CGAGGACACGGGGCUGCGCCCGCGCGCCGGGGACACGUGGAGGGACGCGGGGACCGUCGGCCCGGGGUCCCGCGCCCCGACUCGUCUGGUCAAGCAAAGCAAGGAGCGAGUGGCCAGGAUUUCUUUCAUUCUACGUUUUCCCCAGUUUCGGAGGCAAAGGGAAGAAACCAGGAUUGCAAUACGGGCUGGGAGUUGGGAGUUUUACAGCAAUUCCGAGAAACGCUUGAACCCCGAGACGAAAGCCGUGCGCGCGUUAAACUGUUUCCACGGGGUCCGAGGAAAAUGGUCAGUCUCUACCCUCAGACCCAAGCGAGUUUUACGGGUGGGUGGUGGCACGGGGUGCUCACCGCCUGCUCCCCGGGGAGAGCAAACGGGUCGGGCAGGUUGCAUACCUGGCGGACCUGACAACAACCCCCACGUCUUCAGCCUUCGGAAACCGUGAGGGCGCGCGGGGCGUGGGGACGGAGAAUGAGGCUGGCGACGGCUGGGUGUGUUUGGGAAGAACAUGAGGUCGCAUGGAUAUCAUUUCAACCGCAAGACUUGAAUGUCUGCCCCUACGUCGUAGGUUUUCCUCCCGGAGCCAGACAAGAGGGAGGAGAGAGAAGAGGCGUCACGUGCCCGCCUCCCACGUCCGUGGAGCAUGCAGACAUCCGGGUCAAGAGUUACACCCUCAACUCCAGGGAGCGGUAUGUUUGCAACGCUGGGUUCAAGCGGAAAGCGGGGACGUCCAGCCUGACGGAGUGCGUGUUCAACGAGACCAUGAACGUGGCCCACUGGACCACUCCCAACCUCAAGUGCAUCAGAGACCCCGCCCUGACUCGCCAAAGGCCAGCCUCCACGGCAUCCCCGGCAUCCCCGGCAGGGGUGGCCCCAGAGCCGGAGAGCCCCACCCCUUCUGGAAAAGAGCCAGCUUUGACUUCCAAGUCAGACCCCACAGUGUCUACUCCUGGACCAGGCUCCAGGCUGAUGCCGUCAAAACCUCCUCCCGCAGGAACCACAGGCGUAGUCAGUAACGCGCCCCCCCAAGCCCCGUCUCAGACAACAGCCAUGGCCCCGGAACACGCUGGUGCACGACUCAGUCCCAGAGCAGUGGUGGCCGUGGCCGUCUCCACGCCGUGCGCCCUGCUUCUCUGUGGAGCGUGUGUGCUCCUCCUUGUGGUACAUUUUAGAAGGUCAAGGCCAACUUCCCAGACACCUGGUAUGGCGAUGGAAAGCAUGGAAGUCGUGCCAAUGACCGGGGGCAGCGACGCCACCGGUGGGGGCACGGAAAGCUAACCCCACCCCUGGAGGAAGCUCCAGGGACGCCAAGGCCAGUAAGGGCCGCAGGGAAGGCCCAGCUCUGCUCCAGCCCAAGAGGACCUCGAAGCCUGGGGAGCUGGCCCCGGAGAAACGCCCGCCAGGGUGAGAAAACGUCCUGGUGUCGUUUUACCAUCUGUACCAGCCCAGGCACCACCCGUGCCAGCAGGUUCUCCAGGCUUGAGAGGGAUGCUCGCUGCCAGCCCACCCCUGGGCAGAGAGCCCAGUGCCCGGAGUCCCACGGUGGGUGGCCGCCUUCCAGGGGUGGGGAGCAGGGGGGAGUGGAGGCCUCGGGUCUUCUGUCGGGGCAUCUAUUCAUCGUGGCACUGAUUCUGCGAGGCUCACCUGCUCCACCCUGCCACCCCUUGUCCUGACCUACGUUUACAGAGAGGCUCUGGGGAAUCCCGAGGCUCCCCCUGCUUGGGAGACGUUUACAAGGGCGACGCCAGCACCAGCUCCUAAAGCCUCUCCCUGCAGCGGGUGCUCUGCACGCACAGAAAGGGGGCGGAUGGUGUGCCCUGUGCAUCCUCAUAAGGACUCCGAAAGAAGACGACAGAACUCAGGGGCCCUCUCUCUGCACGUGCGUCUGUAUUUAUAUCCUUCUUUUACGUCUAUGUAUUUUAUGAUUUCUAUUUUGAAAUUGUGCCUUGUAUAAACAAAA
Messenger RNA from Phacochoerus africanus (Common warthog), 1957 nucleotides. It is a transcript of the gene IL15RA, whose product is annotated as interleukin 15 receptor subunit alpha. Gene Ontology annotation, biological process: interleukin-15-mediated signaling pathway. Gene Ontology annotation, molecular function: interleukin-15 receptor activity. Lineage: Eukaryota; Metazoa; Chordata; Mammalia; Artiodactyla; Suidae. Gene Ontology annotation, cellular component: plasma membrane. The coding region runs from base 469 to 1275 and encodes 268 amino acids. The record is from RefSeq and is a predicted model, not a curated record. The transcript has 7 exons.